CCUCUGUGCCUUACGCUUCUACCGUCGCUGGGAAUAUUCUUCUUUUGGGUCAAAGGAUUCGCUACUUUCCCCCCAAAAGGUUACUGUACUGAGAGUUUUAUAUCAAGUGCUCGUGAUACAAAAGUUGAAAAGCUGAAGAGAUGAGGCGGAUUACGAAUAUUCUGCGCCUCUCGCUGCUGGUCUUAAUCUCACUUUUAGCAGUAGACGGUUGGAUUAACCAACUUAAUUUGACCUUAUGCCGGCGGGACAUCCGGUGCUACAGAAAAGCUCUCAUCUGCGAACGGCGCCUCAGAUUUCUUGAGCUGGAGGUCUUCAUGCUGAGGGCCCUCAACGAAUGUCAAACGGCAACUCAGGGAGGAAUCGGGCCCUUCAAAGCAGCCACAAUAACCGAUCUUGAAAAUGUUUUAGCGACAGCAGGUGACGACAGAGUGAGAGAUGUUGCUAGAUGCAUGUUCACUCAGCUUGGACUGUGGAAGAACGGAUCUGUGGACCAGGUUGCCUUCUACUACAUGCUGAGUUAUGCAAACAUCAGUUCUGACAUGGCAUCACAGGAGGCUUUCUUAGACGCUCUGAGUUCCUGUCCGGCUCCAGAACUUGAACAGAUGCCUAAUUUCCUCGGCUGCGUUGUUCAAGCUUGUGUUCAGUCAACUUAGAUCAAGAAAAAACAAGAACAGAUUUUCCAAGCUUUGUCUUCAAUCAACUCACACUACGUAAAAACAAUAUGAAAUUCGUGUGUUUCUCAUGUAAACUUUAAGGUACUCAAAAUAUUAUAACCUGUUACUGUAACAUAUAACUGACUGUUAAGUACAUGUUAUUGUAACAUACAACCAGUAGUUGUAAUUUAAGCUAAGACCCAACCAAUUACUGUGGAUAAUAGUUAACAACAUGUUAUUGUAACAUAUACCAAAGUUGUAAGUUAAGCUAUGGCACAGCAAUUACUGUGGAUAACAGUUAAAAUCUAACAAAAUGUUAUUGCAACAUAUUAUAAGUUGUAAUCUAAGCUAAGACACAAACAGUUAUAUGCUGUGGACAACAGUUAACAACCAGUUAUUGUAACUUAUAACACGCAAUUUAAGCCAAGAAACAAUUAUUGAGGGUAACAGUUAACAUUACCAACAUGUUAUUGUCACAUAUAACAAAGUUAUAAUUUACGCCAAGACAAACAAUUACCAUGGAUAUUAGUUAACAAUAUGUUAUUGUAGCAUAUAACAAAGUUGUAAUUUAAGCUAAGACACAAACGAUUACCUCUGGUUAACAGUUAACAGGUUAACACUCGUGUCCAAACAAAGAACUGUGAACUCGACUAAAUGAACACUUCUGCAAAUACAGUAUACUGUAAGUAUACUGAAUACAACAUUUUUUUUUUUUGCAGAUAUCCAGUAAAUAUACUAAAUCACAAAGUAUGGUCUUUGUCUUCCUGAAGAUGGUGAUAAUGUUAAACGUAACACUAUUACUUAAUUACCAAUGCUACAUACUAUCUUCACCUAAACCAUUUCUUCAUGUUCUUUAUACGUAUGAAUUUUUGUAAGUCUUCCUUAAUACUGUAAAUUAAUCGUAACUUAAAUAAAAAAAAAUUGCUCAA
Macrobrachium nipponense is the source of this 1582-nucleotide messenger RNA. RefSeq lists its product as uncharacterized. Gene Ontology annotation, molecular function: odorant binding. Bases 141 to 653 code for a protein of 170 amino acids. The transcript has 6 exons. The record is from RefSeq and is a predicted model, not a curated record. NCBI's taxonomy places the organism in Eukaryota, Metazoa, Arthropoda, Malacostraca, Decapoda, Palaemonidae.